Molecule: messenger RNA, 2452 nt
Organism: Pelodiscus sinensis (Chinese soft-shelled turtle)
Lineage: Eukaryota; Metazoa; Chordata; Testudines; Trionychidae
Source: RefSeq, a predicted model, not a curated record
GACUUGCACUGGACCCAGGGUGUUACUGAGGGCUACAAUGGCACUAUUUUUGCCUAUGGUCAGACUGGCAGUGGGAAGUCAUUUACCAUGCAGGGCAUUACGGACCCUCCUCCACAGAAAGGCAUAAUUCCCAGGGCAUUUGAACACAUUUUUGAGAGUGUACAGUGUGCUGAAAACACCAAGUUCUUGGUGAGAGUCUCUUAUCUGGAGAUUUACACUGAAGACAUAAGAGAUUUAUUAGGAGCUGACACCAAGCAAAAGUUGGAGCUUAAGGAACACCCAGAGAAAGGGGUGUAUGUGAAAGGGCUGUCACUGCACACCGUGCACAAUGUGGCCCAGUGUGAGCGCAUCAUGGAGACAGGUUGGAGAAACCGAGCAGUGGGCUACACCUUAAUGAACAAGGAUUCUUCCCGUUCCCACUCCAUCUUCACCAUCAACAUGGAGAUCUAUGCUGUAGAUGAAAGAGGAGAGGAUCACCUUAGGGCUGCGAAACUUAACCUAGUGGAUCUGGCUGGAAGUGAGAGGCAGUCCAAAACUGGAGCUACAGGAGAGCGUCUCAAAGAGGCCACCAAAAUUAACCUCUCUCUCUCAGCACUGGGCAAUGUCAUCUCAGCUCUGGUAGAUGGCAGGUGCAAACACAUUCCCUAUCGAGACUCAAAGCUGACCCGGUUGCUGCAGGACUCCCUUGGGGGAAAUACAAAGACCCUCAUGGUGGCCUGUCUGUCUCCUGCUGAUAACAACUAUGACGAGAGCCUCAGCACUUUGCGCUAUGCAAACCGGGCAAAGAACAUCAAGAACAAGCCCCAUAUCAAUGAGGAUCCCAAGGAUGCUCUGCUAAGAGAAUAUCAGGAGGAGAUCAGGAAGCUGAAGGCAAUUUUGGCUGAACAGAUGAAUACAAAUAAUGUGUCAGUAGGGCUGUUACCUGCUGAGACUACUCAGCUGGAACUGAAGCCAGCUCUCCUACCUGACUUCCAGCCAGAUGUCGAGGCAGAGAAGCAGCUGAUCAGAGAAGUAAGCCAAGGAGCAUGAUCCCCAAGUUGUUUCCUGCUACAGUUUGCACACUUUUAUAAUCCUCAGCAUAAAGGGGUGCUGUGUGACUUUCUCAGUACAUGCACCUCAAUCUUUGGUCUUAUACCACAGACAGAAUCUGUGUUGUUGGAGAUCGUGUUACAAUACUGUUGUUUCUCAACAUUCAGAGCUGUCCCAUUCAUAGGACAGUCCCAGGCCUCACACUUGGAGCAGUCAUGUGCUUCAGAGGGUCAUAAAGCCUGGACAGCACAGGGACCAGCAGCAGAGUGACUAGCCCUGCUCUGCCUCACUAGCUCCCAGCAUCGUUCAGGAGAGGAGGGGUCAGGGGCUCUGGGAAGAAUGGGGGCCAAGCAGGAGCAAGAAGUGGUGGGCUGGGGAUUGAGCCUGGGACAGAGGUGGAUGUCUCAGGCCCAGCACCCCUAUAGGACAGCACUGCCAACAUUGUUCCAUUUUGCUUUGGGGAUGGGAUAGAAUUGGGUUCUCUGCAUGGUUUAAAUUGCAUUGUAGAGAUGCCUUAGCUUUCAGCAUUCCCUGCUAUUCCAGUGUUGAAUCUCCUUUCACGAAAGAGUCCAGUGAUCCUGAUGUGUCUAACAAUUGAGCCACGUCCUGAGCUUUCUAGUCACUCCUUACUUAGGCUUUGUUUACACUACUUUUUAAAGUGUAGUUGCAGCAGCACUGCUGUGACAGCACUUUAACACAGCAGUGUGAUCAAGGCAUUAGCACUGGGAGAAAGAUCUUCCAGCGCUGUCGGUAAACCACCUCCAUGGGGAGUAGUUAAUAGCGCUGAGAACCUGUUUACAUUUGCACUUUGCAGCACUGUAACUUGUUGUGCUGUCAAGGCUUUUCCUCACACUAGCAUGACAAAAUGCAGAAGUGGGGGCUCGCAAGAGCACCCCAAAAACCUUGUCUCUACAGGCUUUGGUACAAAACUUCUCCCCAAAAUCAUAAUACCUGGAUUUUGGAUAAUAUCUACUACCACCACUCAAGUAAUUCCACAAAAAAAGUCAGGGAAGAGAUCAUUUGGGAAAUCUCUUCCCUAAGGUAAAACUAGGACACCACACUGAACCAAUACCAGGUAACUAGGAACAAAGAAAACAAAUGUUUAUUAUCAAAACAAAACUACAGUUGUGAGCAUAAUAAAGGGCCUAGAUGAAAAAGAGCCACCAAUUGAUUUAGAUACUCGGGAAGAAAAGUCCUUGGGUUAGAAAGCUUCCAUUACAAAAAGGAGAGAGAAAACACCACUUUAAAUAGCUCAGACAUCAAACCCAAAUUCCCAAACCAUAAAACAAUAAAACCUGACAGACUAUCUGAACUUUGCCCUACUUACACAUUGUGAGAAAUCUUUUGUUGGAGAGAGAUGUGCCUCCCAGCUCCCUGUUACUUGGAAGAAAACGCUCUGACUCAGACAAAGGAGGGCAAAGAU